This is a messenger RNA of Schistocerca serialis cubense, 855 nucleotides long. RefSeq names its product spidroin-2-like. Bases 1 to 855 code for a protein of 284 amino acids. The record is from RefSeq and is a predicted model, not a curated record. The transcript is spliced from 2 exons. NCBI's taxonomy places the organism in Eukaryota, Metazoa, Arthropoda, Insecta, Orthoptera, Acrididae.
AUGGGUGCUUUGUUGAUGCUGCUGUUGGUGUGCGCAGGGGGAGCAGCUGGUGGUGCUGGUGUUCCUCUUGCAGACACGGACUUGGGUGAUGAGAGGGGGCCGGGGUCGCCUAAUGCCCUUGAAAACAGAGGCGGCCAGGGGCCCGCCUGGUGGCGGCCAGGGGGCCCGCCUGGUGGCGGCCAGGGGCCCCGCCUGGUGGCGGCCAGGGGCCCCGCCUGGUGGCGGCCAGGGGGCCCGCCUGGUGGCGGCCAGGGGGCCCGCCUGGUGGCGGCCAGGGGCCCGCCUGGUGGCGGCCAGGGGGCCCGCCUGGUGGCGGCCAGGGGGCCCGCCUGGUGGCGGCCAGGGGCCCCGCCUGGUGGCGGCCAGGGGGGCCGCCUGGUGGCGGCCAGGGGCCCCGCCUGGUGGCGGCCAGGGGGCCCGCCUGGUGGCGGCCAGGGGCCCCGCCUGGUGGCGGCCAGGGGCCCGCCUGGUGGCGGCCAGGGGCCCCGCCUGGUGGCGGCCAGGGGCCCGCCUGGUGGCGGCCAGGGGCCCGCCUGGUGGCGGCGAGGGCCCCCUCCUGGUGGCGGCCAGGGGGCCCGCCUGGUGGCGGCCAGGGGCCCCGCCUGGUGGCGGCCAGGGGGCCCGCCUGGUGGCGGCCAGGGGGCCCGCCUGGUGGCGGCCAGGGGCCCCGCCUGGUGGCGGCCAGGGGGCCCGCCUGGUGGCGGCCAGGGGGCCCGCCUGGUGGCGGCCAGGGGCCCGCCUGGUGGCGGGCAGGGGCCCGCCUGGUGGCGGCCAGGGGCCCGCCUGGUGGCGGCCAGGGGCCCGCCUGAUGGCGGCCAGGCGGCCGCCUGGUGGCGGCAGAGAGAAAAUCACUGA